CGGCCCGGGGUCCGAGUCACCCCAGAGGAGCCCCCACCCAGCAGCUGCAGCGGAGGAAGCCAGGCAUUGCCAAGGGCCAGCUUGAAUCGGCAGACCACAGCCGAGGGACUAGCAGACGGGAGGGCAUCCGUCCCAAAGCCGCCAGCUGAAGUGAGCCAUGAAAAACGAAGGGACAGUAUCUGCCCUGGGACUCAGGGGUUCCCUGGGGUCACUCCGAAGCAGUGAGCCCGUGGGUUUGGCCCCACCCCCGUCUCUGCUCCAGAGCUUGCUGGAGGAGGCUGCAGACUACCUGGUAGUGCACCGGGACUUCAAGGCAUGCCUGGAGACGUGCCAAAGGGGCUGUGAGAGACUAGGCUCUCACUUGCAGGCAGAGGAGUGUGAGGACAGCGAGGACCUGAAGUGCUUCCUGUGUGUGGUGGGGAUCCAGGCCCUGGCGGAGAUGGAUCGGUGGCGGGAAGUUCUCUCUUGGCUUCUGCAGUAUUAUCAGGUCCCAGAACAUCUGCCCCCCAAAAUUCUGGAACUGUGCAUUCUUUUAUACAGCAAAGUAAAGGAACCCCACGCGAUCCUGGAGGUGGCCAGCAAUUGGUUGAGAGAUCCGGCCAAUCGAGACCUGCCAGAAUAUGGGGCCAUAUUUGAACUUCAUCUGUUUCGGGUGCUGUUGCCCCUGCACUGUUGGACAGAUGCAGAGCAUAUGGCUGGGCUCUGUGCAGAGGAGGAACAGCGACGGGCUGCUUCUCAGGCCAUCUGUACAGCAAGGCAGCAGCAAGAGGAGAGCCUCGAGGAAACCAGGGAACCAGACCCACAAAAGGAGAACCAGGGAGGCACCUUCUAUCGAAAGCUGCUGGCCCUGUGGAAGUUGCUACGCUGGUUGCUAGAGUCCGUGGUGGACCAUCUCCUUUCUCUGCCCUUAAAGAAGACCUUCUUGAUUGCUUUGAUCCUCUGCCUCUUGGUAGUGAGAUUUGAUCCAGCUUGUCCCUCUUCACUGCCCUUCUUCUACAAGUUGGCUCACAUCUUCUGUCGCAUUCGAGGGACCAUCUUUUCUCCAUGCCACCUGUCGUCUUAUAAUUUGUGAUGGAGUGAACUCUGCAACACAACUCAGCUGUUCCACUCUUGGCAGUGACACUGGCAGAACGUCUUAUUGACUUCUACAUUCUUUCAGCUUGAUGUCUGGGGCCUCUGUUAUUUUAGGGCUAAUGAUAAUCUGGGAAAGCUAGGUCUGGUCACAUGGACUGCAGCCUGCCCAACAAAAUACCUAACUGAGGGAGGGGCAGAUAUGGACUGUGAUACUGCCCCCAACUUCUCUCCUCUUUAUAGAUUCCAUCUUCUUUAGUCUCAGUGCCAUGAUUCUAGGUGACAAGGAAGUGGUUGGUGCCAAUAAAGGCCUUCUCCUUUAGAAUAACACUACCGAGAGGCCCUCUCAAAUGGGAUUAUUUUGGAAUGAUGACCAGGAGCUAUGGAAUAUUCUUGUCUCUGUCCAGAGGCAGGAUCAUUGAGGGGUAGGCUUGGUGACUAGAGACGGACUCAUUUGGGAAGGGAAGGAAAGGGGGUGAUUUUAUAGGUCAGAGCAUUUGAACCUAAUUGAAAAAGACUGGCUCUUUAUCACAGAAGUAUUGCAGAGUCUCUCUGAAAUUCAUUCUAUUAAUUAGCUUGAAUGACACCUGAUGAUGGAAAACCCUUUUGUUUCUCAAGAGAUGAUAAAAAAUUUAAAUCUCUGCAUAGAUUCCAAAGCUCUCAGAAAAUUAGGGGCAGCUAGGUGGCACAGUGAAUACACUGCCAGGCCUGGAGUCAGGAACAUCUAAGUUCAGAUCUGG
This is a messenger RNA of Vombatus ursinus (common wombat), 1811 nucleotides long. It is a transcript of the gene PEX26, whose product is annotated as peroxisomal biogenesis factor 26. The coding region runs from base 158 to 1072 and encodes 304 amino acids. Lineage: Eukaryota; Metazoa; Chordata; Mammalia; Diprotodontia; Vombatidae. The transcript has 6 exons. The record is from RefSeq and is a predicted model, not a curated record. Gene Ontology annotation, biological process: protein import into peroxisome matrix; protein import into peroxisome membrane. Gene Ontology annotation, cellular component: peroxisomal membrane; peroxisome. Gene Ontology annotation, molecular function: protein-containing complex binding; ATPase binding.